GCCCCGUAUCUGGAGUCAGCGAGCCUCACUCGUAGCGGAUCUUUGGUGAUGUGAGGAGACCCGAUCCCUCUGUCAGACUCUGUCUCCGGGUUCCUCCUCCAGGGUGUUUUGCGCGCAGCGGCUCCGCGGAGGGAUGGGAGCGGUGCGCCCGCAGCCGAGCGCUCCGCCGCGGCUCUGCGUCCUCGUCCUCCUGCUCCUCCUGCUGGGCUUCUCCGUGUCCCCCUCGGCGGCCUGGGACCUGGUUCUCCUCCACACCAACGACGUACACGCCCGCGUGGAGGAGACCACCGAGCACUCCGGGAAAUGCGUCGGCAGCAGCCAGUGUUUCGCCGGCGUGGCGCGGAGAGCCACGGAGGUCCAGAGGGUCCGCGGCUCCGAGAGCAACGUGCUGCUGCUGGACGCCGGGGACCAGUUCCAGGGAACCGUCUGGUUCAACUACUACCGAGGAGCCGAGGCGGCGCACUUCAUGAACCGACUGCGCUACGAUGCCAUGGCCUUGGGGAAUCAUGAGUUUGACAACGGAGUGGACGGACUCAUGAAACCCUUCAUGCAGAAGAUCCAGUGUCCCGUCCUCAGUGCCAACAUCAAACCUGACAAAACUCUGGCCCCGACGUUUGGGACGUCGUACCUUCCCUACAAGAUACUGACGGUGGGGGAUCAGAAGGUGGGCGUGGUGGGAUACACGUCCCGGGAAACGUCUGACCUGUCCAGACCCGGAACUCACCUGCGGUUCGAGGACGAGGUGAACGCGCUGCAGCCGCAUGUGGACAAGCUUCAGACGCUGGGGGUCAAUAAGAUCAUCGCUCUGGGUCACUCUGGAUUCACCAUGGACCGGGAGAUCGCCAAGAAGGUCCGCGGAGUCGACGUCGUCAUCGGAGGACACACCAACACUUUCCUCUACACAGGAACGCCUCCUUCCUCCGAAGUCCCCGCCGGUCCGUAUCCCUUCAUGGUGGAUUCAGACGACGGGCGGCAGGUUCCCGUGGUUCAGGCCUACGCCUUCGGAAAGUAUCUGGGUUAUCUGAAGGUGACCUUUGACGAGGCUGGGAACGUGGUGCGCGCCGCGGGAAACCCCAUCCUGCUGAACAGCAGCGUCCCGCAGGAUCCAGAUGUCCUCGCUGAAGUGGAGGAGUGGAAGAAGAAUCUGGCCAACUACUCGGCUCAUGCGGUGGGACGGACCCUGGUCUUCCUGAACGGGGAAACGGAGGAGUGUCGUUUCCGGGAAUGCAACCUGGGGAACAUGAUCUGCGACGCCAUGCUCAACAACUACAUCCGAUUCCCAGAUGGCGUCGAGUGGAACCACGUCAGCGCCUGCAUCUACAACGGAGGCGGCGUCCGGGCAUCUAUCGACGAACACACCAGGAACGGCUCGAUCACGAUGGAGGACCUGAUCUCCGUCCUACCCUUCGGGGGAACCUUCGACCUGGUGCAGCUGAGAGGCUCCACGCUGAGGAAAGCCUUCGAACACGGCGUGAGGCGACAUGGACAGAGCACCGGAGAAUUCCUCCAAGUGUCCGGGUUCCAGGUAGAGUUGGACCUCACGGAACCUGCGGGCCGUCGUGUGAAGAGCCUCAGCAUCCUGUGCACCAAGUGUCGCGUGCCCCACUACGAACCGGUGCAGGACGAGUCGGUCUACAAAGUGGUGCUGCCGUCCUACAUGGUGACGGGCGGCGACGGGUUCUCCAUGAUCAAAAGCGAGAUGCUCAAACACAACAGCGGGGAUCUGGACAUUUCAGUCAUGUCCGAAUACAUCGCUCAGAGGAAGAAAGUUUAUCCGUCCGUCGAGGGACGAAUCAAGAUCUACAGCUCGGCCUCCGGACCGCAGGGACGAACCGCCGCACUGGUUUUACUUCCACUGACGCUGCUCUGGACCGUGUGACACGACGGGGCGGACCAGAUCUUUUUUAUAAACUUGUAGAGAAUGUGAAGAAGAAACGACUCUGGUGGAUGUAAAACAACACGACUGACAAAAUGAUAUAACUUUUAUUGUCCACUUCCUGGGGCCGGAGCUCAACGAGAAAUCCCACACAAAUUUCUUCCGUCUCAACAUUCCAUGUUCGUCCAAAUCAGUCUGUGAAGGUUCAAUGUCUGGAGAAGACAAAUGAUUCUAUUAAUUUGGUUGUAUUUGUCAUUUUAUAUUAAAUCUCGGCUCGAGUAAAAAAGUUUUAUUGAUUUA
Molecule: messenger RNA, 2176 nt
Organism: Scophthalmus maximus (turbot)
Lineage: Eukaryota; Metazoa; Chordata; Actinopteri; Pleuronectiformes; Scophthalmidae
Gene: nt5e
Product: 5'-nucleotidase, ecto (CD73)
Exons: 9
Coding region: 134-1879 (581 amino acids)
Biological process (GO): AMP catabolic process
Cellular component (GO): plasma membrane
Molecular function (GO): metal ion binding; 5'-nucleotidase activity; nucleotide binding
Source: RefSeq, a predicted model, not a curated record